AAAUAUUUCACUUUCGAUUCAGUAAGAAAACAGAAAACAAAAUUCUCUUUUGUUGUCUCUCUCCCGCGGCCUUACCUUAUCCUUUUCAUGCUUCCUCUUUACUGAACAAAUUUCCUCUCCAAUGGCGAAACCUGCGAGAAACGAACACAACGCUACUUUGAUAUGGCGGAAUAUUCCAACCCUUACACCCUCUCUAAGACAAUCCACUCAAGAUAUCUCCGAAGGUCUAUGGAGUAAUAACGCUCAACUUUGCCGUAUUUCGGCCGCCGAUUGCCGGCGCCUUCAAUGCAAAUUUGCCUGCAUUUCGGUUGUGGAAAAGAGAGACCAACACGAAUUCUCACCCUCUCCGUCUCAGCUCCUGACGCAUCCACUGGCUUUACUCGCCUUGGUGCCCAAAGACGCUGCGCUUUUUGCCGCCGGCGCCGUUGCCGGUGCUGCUGCGAAGACCGUCACGGCUCCUCUCGACCGUAUCAAGCUUCUUAUGCAGACUCAUGGUGUAAGAGUAGCGCAUGAAGGCACUAAGAAAGCAAUUAGUUUCAUUGAGGCUAUAACAACUAUUGGUCAGAAUGAAGGAGUUAAAGGUUACUGGAAAGGCAACCUUCCUCAGGUCAUACGGGUUAUCCCUUAUAGUGCUGUACAGCUUUUUGCUUAUGAAUUUUACAAGAAACUCUUUAGGGGGAAAGAUGGUGAACUAUCUGUGCUCGGAAGACUUGGUGCAGGUGCUUGUGCUGGCAUGACAUCCACUUUUAUCACAUACCCACUAGAUGUCCUAAGAUUACGUUUGGCAGUUGAACCAGGUUACCGAACUAUGUCUGAGGUUGCCUUGAAUAUGCUAAAAGAGGAAGGCAUUGCAUCCUUCUACUAUGGUCUGGGACCUUCCCUUAUUGGCAUAGCUCCUUAUAUUGCUGUAAACUUCUGCAUUUUUGACUUAUUGAAGAAGUCUUUGCCAGAAAAAAUUCAAAAGAGAACCGAAACAUCUCUACUUACAGCCUUGAUAUCAGCUUCCUGUGCCACCCUAACGUGUUAUCCUUUGGACACCGUGAGAAGACAGAUGCAGAUGAGAGGCACACCUUACAAGACAGUUUUGGAAGCCAUCUCAGGUAUUGUUGCACAUGAUGGAGUCGUUGGCUUGUACAGGGGAUUUGUUCCAAACGCUUUGAAGACCCUUCCGAAUAGCAGCAUCAGGCUUACGGUUUAUGACUUUGUGAAGCGCCUCAUAGCAACAAGUGAAAAGGAGUUUCAGCAACUAGUUGAAGAUAAUCGUGAGAAGAAAAGCCAAACAAGUAAUUGAACAAUCCUGAAGAAAUCUCAUUUUACUGUCUCUAAUCAUUGUUUACUGCAUUCCAAAUUUUGAGAUAGAUGCGGCUGUAGGAGAAGCAAACAUUUAUCGGCUUAUUCAAUUGCCACAGAAAAUUAGCCUAGAAAAUUUUGAGAUGCUAAGAGGAUUUGUGUUCUUGAGCUGUGUUAUAUACUUGGAAUAUUCUAUACUUGUAGUUGUUUUAGGUAAAGUUAGCUUCCCAAAUUUUGGCUUCCAACAGAUUGGUUUAGUUUUGGAUUUCUUUUAUGAUAGAUCAGUUCAUGUUCUUUUCAAACA
Cucumis melo (muskmelon) is the source of this 1594-nucleotide messenger RNA. Its product is annotated as probable envelope ADP,ATP carrier protein, chloroplastic. Gene Ontology annotation, cellular component: thylakoid membrane. NCBI's taxonomy places the organism in Eukaryota, Viridiplantae, Streptophyta, Magnoliopsida, Cucurbitales, Cucurbitaceae. The transcript has 10 exons. Gene Ontology annotation, molecular function: ATP transmembrane transporter activity. The record is from RefSeq and is a predicted model, not a curated record. Bases 122 to 1291 code for a protein of 389 amino acids. Gene Ontology annotation, biological process: transmembrane transport.